CGUUCGUCACCGUCGCCAUCGGACUCGUCACCGGCCAUUGCUCUACAGCGAAGAGAAAAUGUCCAACCCGAAAUUCAACCGAACCGGAGAUCCCGAACUCGAGUACCUCUCCAAAUUCACAGUCAGCGGACUCUGGACUCUUUGCUACACCAAUCCUGGAGAGACGGAACGCUACUGUUUCAACAUCGAUUAUUUCCCAACGGAAGAGUACAGUCCCGAUCCCAAUGACUCGACACUCUCAAUCCCUUAUGCGGUCUUGAGGUCGGCUCCGUUCUUUUUCAUGGCCACCGCUCUGUUGGUCGUCGGAGAGAUUUCCUGUUUCCUCGGCCACUUUGCACCCAGGAGACGCUAUUGCACUUUUCUAUCCGGCGUCACUUUUAUCCUUUCCGGAUGGUUACUUUUACUCGGUCUGGUUGUUUACGUCUCGGUUUUCACGGCUGAAAUCGGAAGUAAAAGUAAAUUAAGGCCCAGCUCAUCAUUAUAACCGCCAAUAUUCACCUACGCCUAGGCUACAGUUUCCAUUUGGUAGUCAUCGGUUUCUUAGCUGGCGAGGUAGCCGGUACUUCUGCCAUUUUUCCUGUUCAUUUAUUGGCACCGAAAUCGAAUUGCCAAAAAGGAAAUGCACCGGAAAAUGACUUUAGCUCUAGUGUAGACGCCAGUCGAUUUGGGUUACACGGCAGCCCCACCUUCUGGCAGAUAGGACCGCUGUAGGCCUAUAGAUCAGUACACCUCAUACGUGGGCGAUGAAAGCUUUGAAAUUUAAACUUCACCUUGAAACGGAAUGCUCGAUCCUUAUACUGCAUAUAGAAAUACUUUGAUCAGUGAUGAUCGUUUUGGGGUCAACAUCCGCUUUCGCCGUAAAGGUCCAAGCCGCACCAGCAACGUCUGGGUUUCCAUCAAGACCUUCAUGCAAUUUCACAUGUUGGGUUGGUGGCCGAAUGUAUAGGCCGCGGCUAUGGCGAAUGGUCAAGGAUAAGGUAAUUCCUAAAUAUUCUCCCGAUCUUUCCAGUCGAUCACAGCGGCCCAUCUGAAACCCCCCUUUGAUAGGCUGUG
Molecule: messenger RNA, 1053 nt
Organism: Daphnia pulicaria
Lineage: Eukaryota; Metazoa; Arthropoda; Branchiopoda; Diplostraca; Daphniidae
Product: voltage-dependent calcium channel gamma-5 subunit-like
Exons: 5
Coding region: 59-484 (141 amino acids)
Biological process (GO): postsynaptic neurotransmitter receptor diffusion trapping; transmission of nerve impulse; neurotransmitter receptor transport, postsynaptic endosome to lysosome
Cellular component (GO): AMPA glutamate receptor complex; postsynaptic density membrane
Molecular function (GO): voltage-gated calcium channel activity; channel regulator activity
Source: RefSeq, a predicted model, not a curated record